Messenger RNA from Knipowitschia caucasica, 267 nucleotides. NCBI's taxonomy places the organism in Eukaryota, Metazoa, Chordata, Actinopteri, Gobiiformes, Gobiidae. The record is from the annotation of a GenBank genome assembly.
AUGGCAACCGAUUACCGGGAAGAGCGGUUCAUCGACCACCAAGACGCCCCGUCCACGUACCUGGAGCACGGACUAGACUAUCCCUCAGGUCGGCUGGUUCCGGCCACGCAUGUUCCUCAUUGGCUGCGUUUGAAGCCCAUCGUAUCUCCUGAUGUCACUGCCCGCAAGGUGAACGAGGCCCCUGUGCUCUGCAGCUUUUACACUAAUUGCUGGUGGGUUGAGGAUGACACAGCAUACUUCUGCGGGGUGCCAGCUGUCCGUCUUUGA